AUGGGUUCUAUUGAUAUUUCUUCCCUCGGAAGUGCUCCGUCCAAUGGACCUGAGGCAACCAAUGAUCCCAUUGUGAUUGUCGGAAUGGCCUGCCGUCUCCCCGGCGGUGUCUCCUCCCCCAAUGACUUCUGGGAGAUGCUCAUCAACGAGCGAACCGGGCAAUGCAAUGUUCCAAAGACUCGUUUUAACGCAGACGGAUUUUUCCACCCGGAAGGUGACCGUGCCGGUGUGAUGAACACCAAAGGUGGCUAUUUCCUGCAGGAAGAUGUGCGCCAAUUUGAAAACUCCUUCUUUGGGAUCAACAAUCUCGAAGCCACUUACAUGGAUCCCCAGCAGCGUAAACUGCUCGAGGUAGUUUAUGAAUGCUUUGAAAGUGCCGGCGUGUCUCUGAAGCAGGCUGCCGGUGCAGACAUUGGUGUCUAUGUCGGCAAUUUCACCGUGGAUUUCCAGACAAUGCAGGCCAGAGAUCCAGAGUCGCUGCACCGAUACAGUGCGACUGGAUCUGGUACUGCGAUUCUUUCCAACCGUCUGAGUUAUAUCUUUGAUCUUCGCGGUCCCAGUUUCACCCUCGAUACGGCUUGUUCGUCAUCAAUCUAUUGUCUUCACAAUGCCGUCAAUGCUAUCAAGGCUGGAGAAUGUGAAGGCGCCGUUGUGGCUGGUGCCAAUCUGAUCAUGGGGCCUGAGCAGCAUCUCGGAACCAUGAAAGGAGGCGUUCUCUCCCCAACCUCAACCUGCCACACGUUCGAUGCUAGUGCAGAUGGGUAUGGUCGUGCUGAGGGAGUGAGCGCUUUGUAUAUCAAGCGUUUGUCUGCUGCUCUGCGGGAUGGCGACCCUAUCCGCGCGGUGAUCCGGGGAAGCGCCGUGAAUGCAAACGGCAAAACUUCCGGCAUCACUCAACCCAGUAUCUCGGGACAGGCAGAAGUCAUUCGCAAAGCAUAUCGCGUGGCUGGACUGCAUGCGGAAGACACCGACUACGUCGAAUGUCAUGGUACUGGCACUGCUGUCGGUGAUCCCAUGGAGGUUGAAGGUCUGAGUCGGGUUUUCAAGCGGAAGGGAAGAUCGCCUUUGCUAAUUGGAGCGAACAAAACAAAUGUCGGACACAGCGAAGCAGCCAGUGGCAUCACGGCUGUGAUCAAGGCAAUUCUCUCCUUUGAGCAUCAAGCUAUCCCUGCUACCGUUGGCGUGACCAAGUUGAACCCCAAGCUCAAAUUGGAUGAAUGGAACAUGAAGAUUGUGACCAAACUUAGCGAAUGGCCAUCGGCCAUGCGUCGUGUCAGUAUCAAUUCGUUUGGUUAUGGCGGCGCAAAUGCCCAUGCAAUUCUGGAAGAUCCGUGUCAAUAUCUGUCCUCGAUUAACAAAGUUCCCAAGGAAAUCACUCACAAUCGACCCGCGGAUAAGACAUAUCUUCUCCCCCUGUCUGCCUCUACCGUUGAAGGACUGGAGUCCCGGGUGACCGACUUGGGAAGCAGCAUCCGCAAUGGUGCACACUACGAUUUUGUUGACCUGGUCCAUACACUGGCAAACCGUCGGUCACAACUUCCUCAGCGAGGCUAUAUCCUCGCCAAUCAAACAACAGCGACAAACGAUCUCGUGGUUGACAACUUGGUGACCCAAACCCUUCCUGCCUUGGGCCUCGCCUUCCUUUUCACUGGCCAGGGUGCCCAGUGGGCCGAGAUGGGUAGGGAGUUGUUUGACCAGAGUCCGAUCUACCGGGACACCAUUGACCACCUCGAUAAUGUGCUGCAAAAUCUGCCCGAGCCCCCAAGUUGGUCGAUCAAAUCUGUGCUGCUGGAACCAGCUACCCACAGCCGCGUUGGAGAUGCGAGAUUCUCCCAGCCUCUGUGCACUGCAGUGCAAAUCGGACUUGUCAACUUGCUUAGCAGCUGGGGCGUCGCCCCUCAGAUGGUGGCCGGUCAUUCAUCGGGUGAAAUUGCUGCUGCAUAUGCCGCUGGAUUGUUGAGUGAAGCGCAGGCCAUCAUGAUCGCGUAUUAUCGGGGACAUGUUGUCGGCCAGCUCCAAUCCCAAGGAGCCAUGAUGGCACUUGGCGGCAGCGCAGACGAGGCACGACAGUUGAUUGCGGACCUCUCACUCCAGAACGAACUCGUUGUUGCAUGUGUCAACUCUCCUGAGAGUAUGACAAUCUCCGGCAGCGUCUCCGGUGUGGAAUCACUCUUACAGACAGCUUCCCAGGCCGGAAAGUUCGCCCGGAAACUGCAGACAGGCGGCAAAGCCUAUCACUCCUAUAUGAUGGCGGAGAUCGGUGAGGAGUACGAGCGACUGAUUCAGCAGGCAUGGCCAACUCUUCCCGCCAAUCCCAUCGACAGAGAUACACAGUUCUUCUCGAGUGUGGGUGUUGACGGGCCCAAUUGGUACAGUCGCAAGACCACCUCAGCGUUGCCCCUCAGCUAUUGGCGUCAGAAUCUAGAGAAUUCAGUCCAGUUUUCGGCGGCCGUCACCAGAAUUCUGGAGAACGGCAAAUGCCAUCUUAUCGAGAUUGGACCUCAUUCUGCCCUGCAGUUGCCUAUCAAACAGAUCCGUACAUUCUUCAAAUACUCCAUGGAUGAUACGCCGUACAGCUCUACCCUGGUCCGCGGGAAAGACGCCGAUAUCUGCAUGAAGACUCUUGCGGGGGAGCUGUAUCUCCGUGGACAGGAGAUCAAUGUCUUGGCGGUCAAUGGCACGGCUUCUGCCACCGCCAAGGUCAUUCCCGAUCUGCCCCCAUAUCACUGGAGCUACAGCCAGCUGCUUUGGAGAGAAUCCAGACUCAGCAGCGACCUUCGCAGUCGCAGCUGUCCUCGCCAUGAGCUUCUCGGGUCUGAAAUGGCCGCCGGCAACGGUAUUGACCGGGUCUGGAAGAACAUUGUGCGACUGAACGAGGUGCCUUGGUUGAAUGAUCACAAGCUGGAGAGCCAGGUUGUCUUUCCAGCUGCUGGAUACAUUUCAAUGGCGAUUGAGGCUAUUUCCCAAAUCAAAAGCCUAUCCGCAACGGACUCAUCUUUUGUCUUGCGUAAUGUCAACAUUGCCUCGGCAUUAAUUGUGCACGCAGAUGAACAGGAACAGGCUGAGAUGUACACUACCGUCUCCCCCGCUCGGAUUUCCAAGGCCGCCACCUCCGGCACCUGGUAUGACUUCUCCGUAUCCUCGUGGCAGGACGGAGGUGCUGUCUCGCACUGCACAGGUCGCAUCAGACUCGAUCAAAAGGCCUUGCCAGCCAUUACUGUCGAUACCACUCAGUAUGAGCAAUGGUCGAUGGGUCCAUGGUAUGCUAAGCUGGCUCAGGAAGGACUUGUGUUUGGUCCUACGUUCCAAUCUCUGACGUCUAUGAAGACGGACAAGAAGAGAGUCAAUCAAGCUGCAGUCUCCGAGACGGUCAUCACGCAACGAGUUGCUCGAUCGUCGUACGAAGGAGAUUACUAUACCGUGCAUCCAUUGACUAUCGAUGCCUGUUUGCAGGCCGCCAUCAUGGGUGGCACGGCCGGUAAUCUCAAUCGACUUCGCGCCCAUCUGCCCGUGUUCCUUGACCUGUGUGAGGUCAAUACCCCCACGGCAGAGAGCGUAAAUGCAUCCGGGUCUAUUCAUACUCUGUCCCAGAGCACCGGGUUUGGCACCAAGUCGAUCGAUGCGUCAUUACACGAUAGCUCUGGCUCUGGCGUGAUCAACAUGCGCGGUGUCCGCCUCUCUCUCUACACUGGCAAGGCUGAGCAGGAAGACUCCGACACAGGCCGUCAUCCAUGCUUGCGAGUUGUGUGGAAGCCAGACCUGGCCAGACUGACAGCAGGCGAUCUACCAAAUCUCCAAGUCGUCAUCAGAGAGUUCCUCCUAAAUCACCCCGAUUUGGCUGACAGUGGCAAGGUCGGCGUUGUUUCUGCCUUGUUGGAUCUGGCUGCGCACAAGAAUCCUCGACUGCGCGUAUUGGAGCUUGGCAAGGGAUGCGACUGCAAGACGCAGGCGUGGCAGGAACUACUGGAUGAGAAGACGGAUUUCCCUCGUAUCCGAGAAUGGAAGACCACAGAGAGUGAGGAUACUGAUGGGAAAUACGAUGUCGUUUUGCUUCCUCAUGGUGUAGACACCAAGCCAUUGAGAAAGAUGGACCAGUUGCUGAGUCUGCUUGAGGUCAACGGCAUCAUCGUUGCCCGAACGGAGAGUGUCAUGCCUGUCACUCUGGCUCAGUCUGGAUGCACUGUUUUUAGUUUGCCUUUUGGAAUCACCAUGGCUCUUCCUCCUCAGCCACAGCGCAAAUGGAAUGGCCGUGUGGUAUUGCUUCACGAUCGACCGUCAAAGAUGGCCGAUGCUCUCCGCCAAUUCUUUGUCGCGGAGGGUAUCUCCUCUACUGCCCUGGAGGAAGUGACAGAGGAGAUGAUCUCGCAGUCGACUGUUAUUUCCCUACUGGAGAUGGAAGCGCCCUUCAUCCCAACCAUGACACCGGAGGACAUGAAGCGUUUCAAGAUUGUCACGGACAAUGCUGCUGAACUCAUUUGGUUGACGGGCGCCUCUACCAUUACCGGCGACGCUCCAGACCUCUCUCUGGCCAGCGGUCUCUCAAGAGCCCUGAUGUUAGAACAACCAGCUCUGCGCUUUGUCACCUUGGAUGUGGGCAAAAGCCCUGGCCGUGUCAGCCGCGAUACUAUCUGCACCAAGAUUCAGCAUAUACUAACAGUCGAGGAUGAGGCCGAUGAUAAGGAGUUUGUCUUGCACGAUGGCCUGCUCCACGUAAGCCGAUUCUUGCCUGACACCACCCUCAACAAGCUUUUCAGCAAACGCCAGGUCGACGAGAUCGACACCAUGACUCUGGCCGAAGCCUCACCUGCUCAGCUGGCUAUUAAGCGCGUUGGCAUCACCGACUCGAUCUAUUUCCAACGUCUGGCUAAUCCUCCCACCGCUAUUCCGUCUGGUCAGGUCGAAAUCGAAGUCAAGGCCGUCAGUCUCAAUGCCAAAGACAUUUACACACUGUCUGGCAAGAUCGAAACCCGCAAAGGCACGGCUGCCAUCGAGUUCAGUGGAAUCGUCCGUGCUGUCGCUUCGGACGUCUCGCAUCUCGUUGUCGGCGAUCGCGUCGUUGUCUUGGCGCCAAACAGCUUCAGCACAAUCGAGAGAGUGCCCGCCUGGGCGUGUCUGAAGAUGCUCCCGCAUGAGAGCUUUGAAGUGAUGCCCACCCUGCCAGUUAUCUAUGGAACUGCGCUGUAUGCCCUGGACGAUCGAGCCCAUCUGCGCACCGGCGAAAGCAUCCUCGUUCAUUCCGGAGCCGGUGCCUUUGGAACCGCCACUAUUGCUAUUGCCCUGCAACGGGGAGCAACUGUUUAUGCCACUGUCAGCACGGAGGAGAAGAAAGAUUAUCUGGUCAACGAACUUGGAGUUCCUCGUGAGAAUAUCUUUGCCUCUCGCGAUGAUUCAUUUGUCGCUGGUAUUCUGGCAGCCACCAACGGCCAGGGUGUGGACGUCGUCGUCAAUUCCCUGACAGGUGAUCUGCUCCAUGCCACCUGGCAAUGCUGUGCCAACUUUGGCCGCUUUGUGGAGGUGGGCAAGCGCGACAUUAUCGACGCCGGACAGUUGGAUAUGCGCAUGUUCUUGCGCAACGUCACAUUCACUGCCUUUGAUUUGACGGAACUCUUCUACCAUGAAGAUGAACACUACCGCAACAUCUGGACCACUAAAUUCGCCGAGGCUUUAGAGCUCUACCGAGCUGGCAUUGUCAAGCCAGUUCCCAUUGCCACUUUCGAUGUCAGUGAGAUCGCCCAGGCAUACCGAUUCUUCUCUACGAAGGGCCGAAUUGGCAAGGUCGUCAUCUCGUUGGAGAACCCCUCCAGUGUUAUCAGAGUUGCUCAUGCGCGCCAUCUCACCACCUUCGAUGCAAACAAGUCCUACCUCCUCAUCGGUUGUCUCGGCGGUCUGGGUCGCAGUCUUAGCCGGUGGAUGUUUGACCGCGGCGCUCGUCAUUUCACCUUCCUCGGUCGAUCUGGAUGUGACAAGCCUGCAGCCCGUGAGCUGGUGACUAACCUCGAGGCCUCCGGCGCCACUGUCCAAGUUGUCCGUGGAGAUGUCAUCAAUGCCAACGAGGCCCAGGCCGCAGUGGAUGCUUGCAUUCAACCCAUCGGUGGUGUAGUGCAAGCCGCGAUGGGUCUCAGCGAGGCCCUCUUCUCCACCAUGACGCACAAGGCCUGGCACACGGGUAUCCAGCCCAAGUGGCAAGGAACCUGGAAUCUGCACCAUGCUCUAGAAGCCCGUGACGACAGUGCCCUGGACUUUUUCCUGCUCACCUCUUCUGUCUCUGGCAGCGUGGGUACAGCCACCGAGUCCAACUACUGUUCAGCCAACGGCUUCCUUGACGCUUUCGCAAGAUACCGUCGCAGCCUUGGCAAGCCCAUAGUCUCCAUCGGUCUCGGCAUGAUAUCCGAAGUGGGUUAUCUCCACGAGAACCCCGAGAUCGAGGCACUUCUCCUCCGGAAGGGCAUCCAGCCUUUAACCGAAGCCGAGCUCAUCCAGGUGGUCGACCUCGCACUGGCCUACACCUCUGCCGACGGGCCAGAGUCACUUGCCCCGGGUCUCGAAUACGACCGCCUUUCUGCCUCGCACAUCCUCACAGGACUGGAACCGCACGGAAUCCGCAAACUGCUCGACCGCGGAUUCGACGUCAACAACGGCACGAUGCAAGAUCCUAGAGCUGUUCUCUUGUCCGCAUCGCUCGAUUUGCCAGCUUCUCAGGAUUCGUCUUCUGCCUCACUAUCUGUCACGCCCCUCUCUGCCCUCCCUUGGGCUGCAGGUCUCUCCGCCGGUGUCCUCAAGUCUAUGGUCUCGACCAACAAGGAUGUCGCAUCCGCCUCCACUCUCAAUGAAGCGAUUCUUCUUCUGGUCAGGAAGCGGUUCUCGAACCUGCUGCUUAUGGGAUUGGAUAAGAUUGACUCGGUCAAGCCCAUCACCUCGUACGGAAUGGAUAGUAUGAUUGCCUCAGAGUUCCGAUCAUGGUUUUACACUGUCUUCAAGGUUGAUAUUCCUUUCUUGGAUGUUCUGAACCAAACCUCUACUCUCAAGAGUCUGUCUGAUGCUGUGGAGAGCAAAUUGGCUAUAUAG
This is a messenger RNA of Penicillium egyptiacum, 7065 nucleotides long. The record is from the annotation of a GenBank genome assembly. NCBI's taxonomy places the organism in Eukaryota, Fungi, Ascomycota, Eurotiomycetes, Eurotiales, Aspergillaceae.